UUGACCCUAAUAAAACCAGCUUUAUAUCCCCCCACCCAACCAAAAAAAAAACAUAAACUAAUCAUGUCGUGGCAAACUUACGUAGAUGAGCAUUUGAUGUGCAACAUCGAUGGCAGUGGCCAACACCUCUCCGCCGCUGCUAUCGUUGGCCACGAUGGCAGUGUCUGGGCUCAGAGCCCUAACUUCCCCAAGUUGCAGCCCAAGGAGAUAACUGACAUCAUGAAGGAUUUCGACGAACCAGGCCACCUUGCACCUACAGGCUUGCACCUUGGUGGCGCUAAGUUUAUGGUCAUCCAGGGUGAGCCUGGUGCUGUCAUUCGUGGGAAAAAGGGAUCAGGAGGGGUGACCAUUAAGAAAACUGCACAGGCUCUGGUGUUUGGGAUCUAUGAAGAACCGGUGACUCCAGGGCAAUGCAACCUGGUUGUAGAGAGAUUGGGCGAUUAUCUUGCCGAACAGGGACUCUAGUCGACCACCUAGCUACCUUAAUUUCCCUUUUUUUUAAAGUCUUUGGGUUCCAAGUAAUAUGAAUCUUCUUACAUUUGAGUUGUUUUUUCACCAUGUUUUAUUUCUUUUUUACUGGAUUUUAUUUGUAUUUGUAAUCCCUCACCGGCCAUCGGUGAUUGAGGGGUUUUUGUUUA
This is a messenger RNA of Hibiscus syriacus, 638 nucleotides long. Its product is annotated as profilin-2. Gene Ontology annotation, cellular component: cell cortex. Gene Ontology annotation, molecular function: actin monomer binding. Lineage: Eukaryota; Viridiplantae; Streptophyta; Magnoliopsida; Malvales; Malvaceae. Bases 64 to 465 code for a protein of 133 amino acids. The record is from RefSeq and is a predicted model, not a curated record. The transcript has 3 exons.